This is a messenger RNA of Ixodes scapularis (black-legged tick), 2705 nucleotides long. It is a transcript of the gene Hey, whose product is annotated as hairy/enhancer-of-split related with YRPW motif protein. NCBI's taxonomy places the organism in Eukaryota, Metazoa, Arthropoda, Arachnida, Ixodida, Ixodidae. The coding region runs from base 1 to 864 and encodes 287 amino acids. The transcript has 5 exons. The record is from RefSeq and is a predicted model, not a curated record. Gene Ontology annotation, biological process: anterior/posterior pattern specification; regulation of neurogenesis; regulation of transcription by RNA polymerase II. Gene Ontology annotation, cellular component: nucleus. Gene Ontology annotation, molecular function: protein dimerization activity; RNA polymerase II cis-regulatory region sequence-specific DNA binding; DNA-binding transcription factor activity, RNA polymerase II-specific.
AUGAGACGCACGGUCGCCGCCGCUAUGAUGGACUCCGAGUACGACGACGACGACGACGACGACGCAUCGUCCCGAGGGACGAGUUCGAGCUCCGGGAGCUGCCAGCUGCUGACCAGGAAGAAGCGGAGAGGCAUAAUCGAGAAGCGGCGACGGGAUCGCAUCAACAACUCCCUCACGGAACUUCGACGCCUCGUUCCUACAGCAUUCGAGAAGCAGGGAUCGGCCAAGCUCGAGAAGGCGGAAAUCCUCCAGAUGACGGUCGACCACCUGAAGAUGCUCCACUCCAAGGGAGUGGAUGCCUUCACGUUCGACCCGCACAAGUUCGCCAUGGACUACCACACGAUGGGUUUCCGCGAGUGCGCCAGCGAGGUGGCGCGCUACCUGGUGGCCAUCGAGGGCAUCGACCUGCAGGACCCGCUGCGGCUACGCCUCAUGAGCCACCUGCAGUGCUACACCGCCCAGCGGGAACUGGCCGCCAAGACCGCCACCUCCUGGAGCCCCAACGCGACGCCGUCGUCCCAGUACCCGACCGCCCCGUCCCUGCCCGCCGUGUCGCUCUCGCCGCAGCCGACGUCUCAGCAGGACCACUACGGCGGCAACGGCGAGUCCAGACACGAAGCCAACGGGUUCCGGCAGCAUUUUCCGUCUCGACCGCCGCCCAUGACGCUGACUCCUCCGACGGCCUCGGCGGGAUCCGUGCUAUCGGCCACGCACCAGAUGCAGGGGAACCAGUACUUCCACAGUGCGGGGUUCUCACCCAUGACGCCCACGUCUUCGACGACGCCGUCCUACGGUUCUGACCUCUCGCCGCACUCGGGCGGGGUGAAGCCCUACAGGCCGUGGGGAAGUGAGCUGGCUUACUGACUGCCGUCGAUCACGGACGGCGUCGAGGACGUGCCCGUGGACAUGGCCUACUCGUGACGAUGACGAUGCAUCGACUCUUCGGGCGUCGGGUGUCUGUGAAUAUAAUGAAUUCCGCCGGUUGUGCGUCAGCAAUCGAGUGAUCCACCGGACCGCUUCCCGGGGUAUUGUGUUUGCCCCGUCCCGUGUCAGGAAGGUGCCUGCGCGUGGGCACGAACCCGGUUAAAUCGUGCGGAAGCUAGUCUUCAGUCUCGAACGAACUGUAUCUGCUCAGUGUGCGAAGAUCUCGUCCUCGGAUCUUGAGUUCAUGGCACAUUUUGACGAUGUUAAGUUCUUGCCAUUGUGAUCAUUCCGACACGAACUUGACAGUGUAUAGGUCAGUCAUGGUUACUUGAUGCGUUUAUGAUCCAGAUACGAAGUAACUAAAAGAAAAAAAAUAAUUUUGGUUAUUUACGGCUCUGAACUAAGAGGUCUUUGAGGCAAGAGAGACUUUAAAAUUUGCUUAUUUUCUGGGGGCACUACCGGUUUCUCUGCCGUCCAUGACCACCAAUUUACCAAAGGAAAAGUGCGCAAGCGUUGUGAUACAUUAGGUUGACGGGUAAAAGCGUCGACAAGUUUGCCAACCCUCUCAUACAAGACGCGUCAACCGCUGAGCCGAGCUAGUCAUACAUAUCGGUGCCAGUGGAUCUUUGCCAUCGUAAUCGGUGCUCUAACGCCGGAUAACUUGAGCAUUGAGUCGGUGUCGCACCGCUGACACAUGAUGCAAAAGACAGUUUGCACACACUGUCUGGGGUCUUGCUUGUAUGACGGUCACAAUGCUCAUAUAAGAACUGCCUGUAAACAUGUUUGAAGCAGACAUAUGUGUGAAACAAACAUGCUUGGAAAAUGCUCGAGCCGCCUACGCAGAUAAUUGGUAUCACUUUUGCAUCUAACAUGCUGUGUUCUGUACGACGUGUGAACAGUGUGACAAAGGCGUUUGUGUUGUGCUUACAGCUUCGUUGUGCAUUAGGACCUGUAGAAGUUCUACGUCUGCGGGGAUCGAAAUUCAAUUCGAGCGUGAUUCUACGAACCGAUCGUAGAACGACUUUAAUUCGUUCUUUGCGUUUUAGUUAAUCACUUUAGAGCAUAUGCAACGUAAUGGCUAACGGUUGUAAUGAGUAAUAAAAAUAGAAUCGAGUCAAGUAAUCUAUGCAACGCCCCCUUGCAAAUCGCGUACAAGUUAUUGUUGUGUAAAUAUAUCAAAAGAAACGUGACAAUCAUAUAUUGACCAGAUAUUUCCUGCCGAUUGUUUUCAACCUUGAAGCGAAUAAGUGUGUACCAAAUAUUUAUAAAUGUGAUACCUAUAAAAAGAUAGACCACAACGCUUUAGCUCUAAGCGCUUCGUUGACAUCGUGUCAUGGACAGUGUCAGCACUUUUAAAGAAAAAAGAAGCUAUAUUAUGGAACCAAUUUUUACAAAACGUUUUGUGCAAAGUAGUUUUUCUAGCGCUAGCGCGACUUUAUAUAUAAAUACCCUUAAUAAAUUAUUUUGAGUACAGAACUAUACGAUGCAUUUUUCGAUAACGAAUACCCUGCGUACUUGGCGUCACCAAACCAAAACUGCCGAAGUUAGUCUCGAGCGCAGGGUUAAAGCAAACUGAGAUAUUUACAGCUCUUCGACGCCUCCAAUGAGCUUGAGACUGCGCCCGCCAAAGUUGUUAUUUUCUACAGGGAACACCAUUUUAUGUAUCACGUGCAUUCACUGUGUGCAGUUUGUAAAUAGAAAAAAGGAGAAAACAAACAAAAAAAAAACGCCACAAACGAAAAGUUAUACACGAUGAAUAAAGGCAUCUAGUCUUCUACGAA